UCAGUGCAUAGUCCUAUAAUAAGGAAAGCUACGUGCGUGAGUGACUCCAGCAGCUACAGUCGCUCCAACUUGUAUGAGUCCAUCCCCGGACACAGUGACACACUGAGAGGAGUCAUUGACGGACAGCAGUGGAUUGUCUGCUGCUGUCCUCCUCGGAUCCGCCGUGUGUCUGCGGACAGGCACCCGGAUGUGGCGAAAAUGUUUGGCGCUCCUCUCAGGGUCUGCUGCGCUCGGGAAACAUUUCAUGAUUCAGGCUGAAGGUUCGGCUCGGGCGCGCGCGUCGACUGCUCCUCCGGAUGAUGUCUCCAGCGAUGAGUUGGGUUUAAAGCGGAUUGUUUCAAUGUGGAUGCGAGGAUGCAAGAAGCAGAUGAACAGUGUGGAGGGGCACAGUAUGCCAGCAACAAAACGACCACUCCCUCCACUGAUGCCUCAGCCCUCUGGUCAGGAAGCAACACUCGCCUGCACCAGCUCCAUCCACCAGAGCAGCUGCAGGCUCCGGCCAGCACCGGCAAGCCAGUGGGCACUUCUUAUGGCCUCCUUGGGGUCAACAGUGGCAAUCAGGGUGUCGGUGGCACUGGCUCCAGUGUCAGCCCGGUUCUCGCUUGGCACGCCGCCAUUAGCGCCGCUCGCCAAGCACAGGGCGAUACUGCAAAGCCUGACACAGACUCACGGCCCUCAGUUUGCACCACUGGACCAGCUCCUGUAGGCUCACUGGCACAGAGGAAGAGGCAGCAGUAUGCCAAAAGCAAAAAACAAGGAGGAUCUACCAACAGUAGGCCACCCAGAGCACUGUUCUGCCUCACCCUCAACAAUCCGAUCCGCAGGGCCUGCAUCAGCCUGGUGGAGUGGAAACCAUUUGAUAUCUUUAUACUGCUGUCUAUUUUUGCCAACUGUGUGGCCUUAGCCAUCUACAUCCCCUUCCCUGGAGACGACUCCAAUUCUACCAACCAAGAACUGGAUAUCUGUUGA
Molecule: messenger RNA, 969 nt
Organism: Paralichthys olivaceus (Japanese flounder)
Lineage: Eukaryota; Metazoa; Chordata; Actinopteri; Pleuronectiformes; Paralichthyidae
Source: RefSeq, a predicted model, not a curated record